AUGAUCUUGCUUUCCAAACCAACAUUCGGAACAUCAUCUACCAUAUCGCCCGCAGAAGGCUUAUUCUGCAUUAGUGAUUGUGAAUCAUGUCCUGUCAUAUGUGCACCCCCACCUCCACCACUAAAAAGCACUGCAAGCCCACCCCCAUCGCCUCCGAAACCACCACCACCUCACCACUCUUCACCGCCUGAGCAAUCUUAUUAUUUUGAAUCCCCACCACCGCCAAAGAAAUCAUCGCCAGCUCCCACAAAAACAUCUCCACCACCUUCUUACAUUGCAUGGGGCGAGAGCCCUGAUUCGCCUUCACCACCUCCACCUCCACCUUCUCCUGAUCUUAACUAUGUGCCUGUCCCGGGUGGACAAGGCACAUUUCCGAGUUAUAAUACAGGGCAAAAGAAUUCCUCAAAUCCGUACUAUUACUUCUAUGCUUCGAAGGGUUGUUUGACUACCCUUGACUUGUCAUUUUUCCUUGUGGUAUUGUUGUUUUCUCAUGCAAUAGUUUGGUGUUGCUGA
Molecule: messenger RNA, 513 nt
Organism: Daucus carota subsp. sativus
Lineage: Eukaryota; Viridiplantae; Streptophyta; Magnoliopsida; Apiales; Apiaceae
Product: extensin
Exons: 1
Coding region: 1-513 (170 amino acids)
Source: RefSeq, a predicted model, not a curated record